AUGAAUAUGUUUGGUCUAUUUGGUGUCAAUACAAAGCAAAAGCAACAAGACAAUCAAGACAACAACAAUGCCCAGAAUACAUCAACACAACUAGCACCAGCAGAUUCACAGCCAACUCAAACACAACUAAACCAAACUUUGGGUUUUGACAGUGAAAAAGUUAAUACAGUGAAUAACACAGCAAUUGAUAGAAUGCAUGCUUUGGCUGGUGUAGAUAAUGGCGUUGAAUAUUUAGAUUUGGAAGAAGAACAAUUAUCCAAUAUGGAGGGGUCCCAAGGUUUAAUUCCAAGUAGAGGUUGGAAUGAUGAUCUAUGUUAUGGUACAGGUGCAGUCUAUUUAGUAGGUUUGGGUUUGGGUGGUACCUAUGGAUUUUUCGAAGGUUUGAAAAACAUUCCACCUAACUCUCCCGGUAAAUUACAAUUAAAUACAGUUUUAAACCACGUUACCAGAAGAGGUCCAUUUUUAGGUAAUAACGCGGGUGUCUUGGCUCUUAUGUACAAUAUUAUUGACUCUACUAUCGAUGCUUAUAGAGGAAAGCACGAUACCAUUAAUUCUAUUACUGCUGGUGCUUUAACAGGUGCCUUAUUUAAAUCUACCAGGGGCUUAAAACCAAUGGGUUAUGCUGCUGGUCUGACAGCAGGUGCUGCUGCUGCUUGGAGUGGUUUGAAAUCUUGGAUUUUAUAG
Messenger RNA from Saccharomycodes ludwigii, 684 nucleotides. It is a transcript of the gene TIM23, whose product is annotated as protein transporter TIM23. The transcript has a single exon. Gene Ontology annotation, molecular function: transmembrane protein transporter activity. Lineage: Eukaryota; Fungi; Ascomycota; Saccharomycetes; Saccharomycodales; Saccharomycodaceae. The coding region runs from base 1 to 684 and encodes 227 amino acids. The record is from RefSeq and is a predicted model, not a curated record. Gene Ontology annotation, cellular component: TIM23 mitochondrial import inner membrane translocase complex; mitochondrial inner membrane. Gene Ontology annotation, biological process: protein import into mitochondrial matrix.